CCGUGGGAAUCGAACCCACAACCCUGGCAUUACAAGCGCCAUGCUCUACCAAUUGAGCUACAGGAGGCUGGGGAUGGAUGGAAUAUCAAUCCAGAACCUCUCAGCCAGGUCACACAUCUCUGCCGUUCCAACAGAUAGAUCAAUCUUUUGAUUCAUAUGGCCAUUUUGGUUGGUUUAGUUGAAUUGAUAAUCAUUCAAUCGAGAUGCUAAAGAUUCCUUUACUAUGGAAGGUCUUUAUCUCCACCCCUAAUGUUAUUGGAGUUGCAUUUAUUGCAUUUCAAUACACUUGCAUUUUCAGUUACCCAUGUAUUACUCACUACUUGUAAACCAUGUUGGUGCCAGUGUAUUCUAUGGCUGCCAUGAGUACAUGCCUUUCGCUGUCUCCUCAGUCUGGAAGGGUGACUCGGCUGAUAGAGAGAAAUUAUGAUGAGGUGAUCUCGUCCUCCAACUCCGAUGACUUUUCCAUCGACUCCUUUACUGACUGUGAAUCUGAGUGUGAUGAUGAGGAUCAUGAAAGGAGGACACCACUGCUGAAAGUUAAGGAUGAGGAGGAUGGAAAGGUGGCAAAGCUUGAAGUGAGGGAUAUGGUAGAGGACGACGAUCUGUCUCUCCACUCCUUCGAUGAGUCAGACUUCCUGCGUGAUGAUGGCAAUGAUGCCUCUACUGACGACUUUCCAGAGCCUCCAAAGGAACCACAAGUUCCACUGAAGGACCAUCAACUGGUAGGCGUCUCUUACAUUUGUUUGUGUUUGUGUGUUAUGUGUGUCACAUCUCAAUGGUUUGACCCUUUGUCUGUACAGAUUAUUGUGGCCAAGCACAACAUCCCCCUCCCUGCCUCUGUGAGUGCCCUGAAGAAGGCGUCACGCCAGAUGGAGGUGGUCCCCACUGUCCGGCCCUGCAGGGAGCAGCUGGACAAGAACACACCAUGGACCAACACCAACAAGGAGAGCCUGAGGAGGAUCGAAGAAAACCUGACCUCCAUAGUGCUCAACCUAGAGGAAGGCCUGAAGAAUGUCAAUGAUGGUCAGGAUAUCAACCAAGAGAGGCAGAAGAAGAAUGAGGGAUGCUGUAGAGGAUGGAUUGCGAAGUGGAUGGGGUGGAGGAAGAAGGAGAGACUCAGCAAUGAAGACGUGGAUAGGGAGGUCAAAAGGAGGAUGGGCGAGGAGGUGAGGGCACUGAUCCAAGUGACGAAGAGAAACUGCAGGAAAGGUGAUCUUAAGGCAGUAGACCUGAACAAUUGGCUGAAUGACUUGGAGAGGUUGAAAGUGGCAUUCAAGAAAUGCACUGGAGAGAUGGCCGAAAUGAUAGACAGCAUGGCAGAAAUGCAAACCAGCAUAGCCAAGAACAGGCUCCUCAAGCCUGAAAAAAAUAACUAUGUCCAGAGCUUUAGCCCAGGGAAGGUCUCUGGUCCUGUGUCUGGCAAGACUGGCCUCUCUCCUCUUGUGACCUCAGCACCACGGACCCUGGCUGAAGCCCUACGGGCCCUUCCCUCUGCUAUGGCCCCUCCCUCCCCAGAGAAUGUCCCAAUGCCUCUGACUCCUCUCAGCCCUGUCAUUAUCGCUCUGCCAGCUACAGAGAACUUCCUAUACCGCCGCAGCCCUCGCCUGGCCCCCAUCACCAACCUGAGUGAGACUGGCAGGAAGCUGCUCCAAGAAAUGGCGCAGGAAAUGGCAGGAGUGGCCCCACACGUGAGAGGAAAUACAAGAAGGGAAUCUUGUCCGUAUGUCCUUCUACAGUAUAGCAUAUCUCUAGAUAUAGUAGCUCAAGAGAAGAGAAAACCCAUAAGCUUACAUUACUUUUUCUCCUUGUCCAAAAUAUUCAGGAAGGGAAGAUCAAUAAGAAAAGAAGGGCAAGGCCAAAAAACGAGUGAAGCAAGAGAAGGCCAAUAAGAUGCAACAGAUGGAAAAUGUUGGAGAAAGUAAGGAGGAGGACAA
Molecule: messenger RNA, 1934 nt
Organism: Coregonus clupeaformis (lake whitefish)
Lineage: Eukaryota; Metazoa; Chordata; Actinopteri; Salmoniformes; Salmonidae
Exons: 4
Coding region: 330-1889 (519 amino acids)
Source: RefSeq, a predicted model, not a curated record